Pelagomonas calceolata is the source of this 1389-nucleotide messenger RNA. The record is from the annotation of a GenBank genome assembly. NCBI's taxonomy places the organism in Eukaryota, Pelagophyceae, Pelagomonadales, Pelagomonadaceae.
UGCGAUUUCUAGCGAAAUUUGGCCUCGACGGCGGAGUUUAAGACAGGUCACUUGCGCUGCUCUCGGGCGACAUUGCCGUCUCCGGGCCGCAGCAGUUCGCACAGAUCCUCACUGAGCCAUGUCGGCCGACGCCACAGCGACCGACGGCAUGACUGCCAAGCAGCGACGGCUGGCGAAACGCGCGGCCGCGCGGGCGGCUGCAAGCAAUGGCACCCCUGCUGCUGCAGCAGUGCCAGCGCCCGCGAGCGCGGCCCCGUCAAGCGACGCAAGCGACAGCAUGACUGCGAAGGCCCCGUCGAGCGACGCAAGCGACGGCAUGACUGCGAAACAGCGCCGCCUAGCGAAACGAGCCGCAGCGCGCGCGGCCGAGGCGCCGGCACCGGCGCCGGUGCCGCGCGGCGCGGCGACGUCGUCGGCGCCGGCGCCGGCCGGCCGCACGACGGCCAAGGAGCGGCGACUAGCAAAACGCGCCGCCGCGCGCGGAGAGGCGGCGCCCGCGGCGGCGCAGGCGCCGCAGGCGCCGGCGGCGGCGCCGACGACGGCCAAGGAGCGCCGCCUCGCGAAGCGCGCCGCCGCGCGCGGCGAGGGCCCCGCCGCGCCGCCGCCGAAGCGGGCCUCACAACCACCGAAGCGCGCGCCGCUCGUGGCCUUCGUCGGCCAGCUCCACUACUCCACCACCAAGGAGCGCAUCGAGCAGUUCUUCCGGAGCCAGGGCGUCGAGGGGACCCUGAAGGUGCGACUGUUAACGGACGCGAAGACGAAAAGAAGUAGAGGUAUGGCGUUCGUGGAGUGCGAGACGGCGGAAGCGCUGUAUGCGUGCGUCGCGUGCCACCACGCCCAUUUGGACGGGAGAAGAGUUAAUGUGGAAAAGAGUGCUGGUGGGGGCAAGGCCACCAAAAAGGACAAGCUCAAGAGGCAUCGCGAGCGGCAGGACCAAAAAAUCGAGGAGAGCGUCGAUAGAGUUAUAGGCGAGUUCGUGUCGCAAGGUCGGAUUGAAGAGAGGGUGUUUGAUGAAGGGGUGCGGAAAUUGCUGCAAAGGCGCUCUGGAAGAGUGGCCAAUAUGGCCCUGGAAGAGUUCGCGUCACUCGAGGGGAGGGAAAGUUUUGAUAAUCCCGCGGCCUACCUGACGAAGAUCGUUUGUAGGAUUUCCGCGGAAGAGAACCCCUUCGAGAAGUUCUCUGGGAAAUUGUCAGAGCCCGAGAUUUUGGCGCCGCGGCGGCUCGAGGACAUGAAGCGGGAGCGGUCGCCCUCCGUCGAGGCCGUGCCCGAGUCAGCGGAGGUCGCGCUCAACGCGAAGGAGCGGCGGCGCCUGAAGCGCGCGAAGCUUCAGAAAGAUCAGGAGGGCGUCGACGCGAUCUUCGCGGGGCUGGCGUAAGUAUGUGUAGUGGA